AUAGAGCGGAAUAAAAGUAAUGUUUGUGUUGUUCACGUUGAUGGUCGGUCAGUUCAGCAGUGACAUGAAAGUCAGCUGCCAGACAAGGCGGGAGUUGCUUCGGGUAUCAGUGUGGCAGCUUUUCCCCGACAUGAGGGGCGAUUAAAAUUAUCAGAUACUGCGAUUCUUCCAGUGGCCACCUCCCCAGCUCCCCGCCGCCAGUGGUGUGAUACAAGUAGUAAUCUUAUCACUCUUGUCUUGACUCGCCUGUGGAGUGUUGGCGGUGGAGUGAACACGUAGUACCUCUGGCAGCAUCACCUGGCGGCGCUGGUAACGCGGAGAAACAUAGGUGUUGAAGCUGCUCUUCAUCCACCCAUGCUGUUCCUCUCACCGCAUCAAAUUUUCUCAAUACUAAUUCCUUUGGAUCUUCAUUAAUGCGUCUACCCCCGAGCAAGGAGGCGGAGUGUGACGCGCGUUGUGGCACCAACACAGAGGCAGGCAGCCUGAAGCAAGGGCAGUAACACAGAGGCAGGCAGCCUGAAGGAAGGCCAGCAACACAGAGGCAGGCAGCCUGAAGCAAGGGCAGUAACACAGAGGCAGGCAGCCUGAAGGAAGGCCAGCAACACAGAGGCAGGCAGCCUGAAGGAAGGCCAGCAACACAGAGGCAGGCAGCCUGAAGCAAGGGCAGUAACACAGAGGCAGGCAGCCUGAAGGAAGGCCAGCAACACAGAGGCAGGCAGCCUGAAGGAAGGCCAGCAACACAGAGGCAGGCAGCCUGAAGCAAGGGCAGUAACACAGAGGCAGGCAGCCUGAAGGAAGGCCAGCAACACAGAGGCAGGCAGCCUGAAGGAAGGCCAGCAACACAGAGGCAGGAGUUUGAGCCAUGGAUGACAACGUGGAGGAGUGUCCAGUGUGCCUCACCACCUUUGACGACACCCUCUGGCGGCCACGCAACCUGCCCUGUGGCCAUACAGUGUGCUCUCCGUGCAUUGACGGACUGAAGCAGCAGGGUGCCAUCACGUGCCCCACCUGCCGGGCGAGUCACGCCGUGCCCGAGGCGGGCCAGUUCCCUAUCUCCUAUAUUACAGAGGGCCUUAUCAGAAGACUGAGAAGACUGGCCUCUCUGCCAGCCGAGCCAGGGAAGCAGGCAGCCCCACCAGUGACACGGCCUGCACCAAAGGCGACAACGGGAUUCAGCAGGAAGGCACAGUCCCUGCUGCAGGAGCAAGAAGUGAAGGUCCUGGCUGCCAUCCGCUCCUGCCAGGAGGAGCAGAGCCAGCUGGCCGAGUAUCUGACAACCCUCGGUGGUUGGAGCAGUCGCCAGCAGCGGCUGCAAGACGAGCUGCAGACUCUGGUGGACCAGAGCAAGAGUGCCCAGGAGGCGGUGCACCGCGAGGAGUCCCGGGUAGAGGGCAGGCAGGAGGAGGUGCGGCAGGAGCAGCAGCUGCACGCCGCGCUACAGUCGCUGCGCACGGCCGCAACACGGCAGGAAGCUUACGAGGUCAUUGAGGACACAGACCUUCUGGUGGAGAAGGACAGUCAGACAGAGGGGUGUCUGGGAGUGUUUCCCGACGUCCACGCCGUCACCACCGUCACCAGGGUGGGUGUGGCCUCACACUUGUUGUGCUUGCAGGUCACUCCUCUGGCCACGGUGGCAGAGGCAUCGCGCGCAGCCCUGCAGGCCGCCACCGCUGCCGCUGCUGCCACACAGGCAGCCCUGAAGGCAGCGGGCACUGCUGCUGCAGCCUCGGGGGACUCCAGCCUCCCAGCAGCCUGGGCCGAGGCCUCCUCCAUCGCGGAUAGGCUGCAGGCCCUGCUGGCGCCGCCCCUGACGGCCGAGGACCUGCACAGCCUAACACAGCGUGCCAGGGGCCUGGUGGAGGCCGGCCUUGUCUUCGCCGUCCACGACGUGAAGGGACAGACUCGGCACGCAAGGAUCAGCCUUGAAGACGGCAGCCUUUACCUCCACUCCCUGCAGGCCCAGGUCCUGCCGAACUUCAUCGCCACCCUGCAGAUGGGGAAGGUGGUGCCGGCCGCCCCCCCCUGCGAAGUGUUCCUGGACCUGGCGUGGCCCGGCAGCGCGGCGCGGCGGGUGGUGGUGAGUCUACCCCAGGACACCCCCAGGGGCCGGCAGUUCAUGCUGCUGUGCUCGGGCCAGCGGGGCGCCUGCUACGCCAACACCAGGCUGUUUAACGUGAUGCGUGAGGGACAGCCGGGGGAGUGUGUGGUGGGAGGAGACUACCAGACAGGUGAUGGGAGGGGAGGAGCCGCCCUGCUGCCUCACCUUGACCAGGGGUCGCGGUGCUGUGGAUCUGUCGCGGUGGUGAGGGCGGCGGCUGUCCUUCAAAGGGGCCAACACUCCUCGCAAGAAACCAAGACGUUCAAGAAUAUGGGUCAUGGCCUGCACACCUCCUCUGCACCACUCCAAGGACACGACCAUGUAGCAGAGCACCAAGGAAAGUAAAUAGUCCUUGAGGAACACCAAAUCGCUCCUUCCUAUCCUACUACCAAACAAGAUAGAAUGAUACUCUUGUCUUGUCUUGUCUUGUCUUCUGUUGCAAGAUAGUGGAGUGUGCUAGUUUUCACUCGGAUGAACCUUCCUCUUCGGCCAUCCAGAAGCAGAGGGAAGAAAAGGAAAGUCCAGCCCAUCACCUCUUGCUAAUGGAGACCCAGAGAGACACCUGAACUGGGCCCAUAUACUAAAAAACUUCGCUCUCUCACCAGGUAAAAAGCUACGAAAUCACAAGAGAACACAAAGGAAGACAAACAGCAACAAACCUUGAAGUUCUCACUAGGCUGUAUGUAUAACUAUCCUACACUAACUAUUAACGAAAAAAACAGGAUAGGAAAGUAGAGGGCUGAAUAAGCAAAGCAGAACGAAGACAAACACCAACAGAUCUUAAGGUCCUGACUAAGCUGUAUGUGUAACUGUCCUUCACUAACUACGAGUGGAAGAGACAGGAUAGCAGAAUAGAAGGCUGAAUAGCAAAGAAGAAGGUUGGUUAGCAAAGUAAAAUAGAGAAAUAUUCUUUCGGAUGAUAGAAGGCAGGGAAGAGAGGAAGGGAUGGUGCAUAAAUGAACUGGAAGAUAAGAAUUGAUAGAAAAAGAGAUUAAAGGUUGUGAAAUUAAUCGGUUGUGUAGCAGGAUAAUUUUUCGGCCGACGAAGGGAAGGGAAGACAGGAGAGGAUGACGGACAGGUCGUAAAAUUCGUUGUUUUUCGAACCCUACAGAGAUGAUUAGACAGGAUCUCGUCAAUAUUUAUCUUAACUGUGAUGUAAUUUCCUUGUUAAACUACUUCCAAAACCAUAAAAAAAAUCACCGUUGAAAAAAAAAAAGAUGAAUAAAACAAUAACCUCCAUCAGGGCACACUGAAGACGCUGGGAAACACGAUGUACACAGACCAUCUUCACCAGUGUCCUGCUGAGACUUGGCAUCAAAG
This is a messenger RNA of Scylla paramamosain (green mud crab), 3418 nucleotides long. RefSeq lists its product as uncharacterized. Gene Ontology annotation, molecular function: ubiquitin protein ligase activity; peptidyl-prolyl cis-trans isomerase activity. Gene Ontology annotation, biological process: protein ubiquitination; protein peptidyl-prolyl isomerization. The coding region runs from base 863 to 2443 and encodes 526 amino acids. NCBI's taxonomy places the organism in Eukaryota, Metazoa, Arthropoda, Malacostraca, Decapoda, Portunidae. The record is from RefSeq and is a predicted model, not a curated record. The transcript has 8 exons.